UCAUUUCCCGUACCGCUUGCGCCACCACACCACAACAGCAGGUCAGAGCUUAUCGGCGGCGGCGGCGAAGAUGGUGUCGCUGAAGCUGCAGAAGCGCCUUGCCGCGAGCGUCCUCAAGUGCGGCAAGGGCAAGGUCUGGCUCGACCCCAAUGAAGUCAGCGAGAUCUCCAUGGCCAACUCCCGGCAGAACAUCCGGAAGCUGGUUAAGGAUGGUUUCAUCAUCAAGAAGCCUCAGAAGAUCCACUCAAGGUCCCGUGCAAGGAGGGCGCAUGAGGCCAAGCAGAAGGGACGUCACUCUGGAUAUGGUAAGCGUAGGGGUACCAGGGAGGCCAGGCUCCCCACCAAGGUUCUGUGGAUGAGGAGGAUGCGUGUUCUGAGGCGCCUGCUGCGCAAGUAUCGUGAGGCCAAGAAGAUUGACAAGCACAUGUACCAUGACAUGUACAUGAAGGUCAAGGGUAACGCUUUCAAGAACAAGAGGGUGCUUAUGGAGAGUAUUCACAAGUCCAAAGCUGAGAAGGCCAGAGAGAAGACACUUUCUGAUCAGUUUGAGGCCAAGCGUGCUAAGAGCAAGGCAAGCCGCCAAAGGAAGAUUGCCAGGAGGGAGGAGAGGUUCGCUCAGGGUCCGAGAGAACCUGCAGCAGCUCCAGCUCCAGCUCUAGCCGCAGCGGCACCAAAGAAAAUUAAGAAGUGAAGGUUUGAUACGAAGCUUUAGCCUUCUGGUACUAAGGACUAGCCUAAUUUUGGAGCGUCUGAACUGUUUUGUUAUAUAUCAAGUGUCGCGUCUCGGUAUCUCGAAUAUCAUAUCAUGUUUGUUCCGUUGGAUGUAGCAGACUUGUUUAUGCAGAGUUUCUUUGAAACAGUUGAUCUCAGAAAAUCUGGUUUUGUUUUAUGAACCUA
This is a messenger RNA of Phragmites australis (common reed), 897 nucleotides long. Its product is annotated as large ribosomal subunit protein eL19x-like. Gene Ontology annotation, biological process: translation. The record is from RefSeq and is a predicted model, not a curated record. Lineage: Eukaryota; Viridiplantae; Streptophyta; Magnoliopsida; Poales; Poaceae. Gene Ontology annotation, cellular component: cytosolic large ribosomal subunit; ribosome. Gene Ontology annotation, molecular function: RNA binding; structural constituent of ribosome. Bases 71 to 691 code for a protein of 206 amino acids. The transcript is spliced from 5 exons.